GUCCAUUGUUUGUUCUUCAUGUUUGUCCGUACAGGAGAAACCAAAAUGAAUAUUCUCUGUAACCGUUGUUCGUUAAUCGCAAUGAUCCAAUCUCACCGCCAACGAAGAGAUGCGUGAAUUUAUCGCCACAAAUUCACAGAAUUCUUAAACGUUCUUCUUUUUUCCGCCAUGGAUGAUCUUCCGCCUUCGUUAGUUCUUGAAAUCUUGAAUCGACUUGCCGAUUCCGCCGAUUUGGCUCGGUGUCGUGUGGCUUCCAAAUCUCUUAAUGUUCUUUCACGCGAGGUUAGGUCAGUGAACCUCUUUUGUUCAUUGGAUCGUUAUCUCAAGUCUAGGGCUGUGGAGACGAGGUUGUUAGUAAUGCCUUUCAAGGUCAUAUUGAAGAGUCUGAUGAACGAUUUUGUGGCUCUUGAUUCUGUGUCGAUCGGUGUGGAGAAGUCACUUGGACGGAUUUCGUAUUGGCACGACGAUGUUGAGGAUUGGUCUGAUGACUUGUUCUUGACGGAUGUUGGUUUCGCUAGGGAAUGGCUGCCGGCGAUUGGUAGAGGUUUGACUUCCUUGUCGAUAGUGGAUUUUUGGGUUCAAUCAUGCUGGAGGCAAUCGAAGAUUUUGGCGCUAAUUACUUUAUGCUGUGGCAAUCUUCAGGAACUUGAAUUGAAGAAUGCUUGGUUGUCAGUGGAUGGUCUGAAUAGAUUGAAUUCCCUCAAGUGUCUGACCCUAGAAUUUAUAAGAUUAGAUGAUGAAGAUCUGAGCGAGGUUAACUAUAACUUCCCUCAUCUUGAAAUUCUUAAUUUGAUAGGGGUUGGAGGCCUAAAUGAACCAAAAAUUCAUCUUUCACACCUUAAAACCUGUCGAUGGACAGUGUCAAAUGCUCCAGUUUCUCUGAGCAUAUGUGCACCAAGCCUUUCGAAACUCGAACUGAAGUGUGUCAAACCAAAAUCUCUUAUUAUCCAAACUCCCAUGCUAUCUGAUUUUCAUUUUUGUCUACAAGAUGCAAGUGGGUUACAAGUUAAUGAAUUCCCUUGCUUGAGAAAGCUUCAGCUUCAUUUUCCGUGUCUUUACAGUCUCAUCACAACAUUUUCAUCUGCAAGAACUAUAAAGGAACUCACCCUCAAUACAAUGCAGCGUGCUGAAUCUGUUGAAUCUGUUAAGCUUUGCCUUGAUACACUGUUUGAAAUAUUUCCAAAUCUUAGCUUUCUUAAAUUGGGUCCAGGAGUUUUCUCAGAAGCCGAGACUUGUUAUCAAGCUGAAGGUUUGGAUGAACGGAUAGGGAUGAGAGAUUUGAAAAAGAUUCAUGCUAGCCUUGAAACCUAUAAGGUUGAGUUAAAACUUCCAUUUAUCAUUCCCAUUUUGGAAAAAUGUACCGACUCCCUCGAUAUGGAAUUGCUCAUCUAUCACAAUGCCGAUUCUCACCUUGCUGGUGGAAUCAUGUCAAAACGUGCAGUUAAUCAUCCAAGACCAAAAUGGAGAUGGGAACUGUGGAAGGAAGGAUUAAAAGAACCGUGGGCUAAGGGCAUUUAAGCUGUCAAGUGUAAUUGUCAUAGUGGUGGGACAAACUCUUGCUUCUGAAGGUGCAAAGCUUCAAAAGAGGCAAAUCCAUGUCGUUUAAAAACUAAGCCUACCCAUGUUUUGAAAUUGGCAGACUUAUGGGGGUUCUAAAGAACGCCAAAGAACUCAGUGGAUCAAUGGAAUGACCCAAAAGCAAUCCUACAUAUGAUACCAGGUCUAUAAAAUUACUUUUUUGAUCUUUUAUGUUCAGAUCUUUGCUUGAAGUCGUCUCCUGUUGAUAAUUGGUUCGAGAAAAACUGGUGGUGCUGCUGCUGCUGCUGAGAAAUUUGAAAAAAGGGUCAGUUCUUUUGCACCUUCAUUUUAUACUCUACUAGAUAGCCUUAAUAAUUGCAAUGAUGAGUGUGUACAUAUUUCCAACCAAAUAAUGAUAUUUGUUCCCGACACAAGAUUGAAUGUCUGAUGCCUCUUAUUUGGAUAGAGAAAGAUUAGUUUGUACCAUAAACUAUUUCAUCCAUUAACCUGAAUGCUAUGCUCAGUGAUUUGAUUGUAUGGGGUUUACAUACUUAAAAAUAUUCUUUCAGUGACAGAGCUGGUAUUAAUUAGAUGGUUACACUGCUCAUGAUGUGAAGUCACUUUGCCAGAGUUUCAGGUUGCUGUGAGCUCCACCCUUUCGAUCAACCUGUAAGGAUACUUUCUUACCUCUAGGGAAAACAUGGUUCCAACAAGAAUACAAGACAGCCCAGCCAAUUCAGGAGAGCCGGUAACUUUACACCCUAGAACAUUGUUCUAAUGCUCAUAAUAAAUGCUCCCCUCUUCCUAAAGACAAGCAAUCAGAUAUGGUCAGAUAUGGUCCUGUUUGGGCGUCUCCAGAAGGUUUUUAAAACGUGUCCGCUAUGGAGAAAUUUUCUCACCCUUAGAAAGAAUGUUUCGUUUUCCUUUCUAACCGAAUCCACCCCCCUUCGGGGCCUGCGUCCUUGUUGGUACUCGUUCUCUUCUCCAAUUGAUGUGGGACCCCCCAAUCCACUCCUCUUCGAGACCCAACGUCCCUGUUGGCACACUACCUCGUGUUUAUCUCCCUUCAGGGCUCAGCCUCCUCGCUGGUACAUCGUCUGGGGUCUAGCUCUGAUACCAUUUGCAAUGGCCCAAUCCCACUGCUAACAGCUAUUGUUGUCUCGUAAAUAUAAUCUCACUCCCAUGCUCAUUCGGACAACACUUUCCACUAACGACCUGUCUGGUGGCCUUUUCCCAUAUCAUAUCACCCCUCGUAGUGUACAUAUUACGAUUGUGGUUUAACAUAAACCUACCAGAAAAAAGGUUGACACUGCUCUGGUCUACUGUGACUCUCAGGGUGCAGCUGUAGAGGGAAGAGUUGGAGUAAUCAGAUGGGUUGACACUGCUCAUGAUGUCAAAUUGUCAUGUUCCUGGGUAGACAAAGGGUUUCAUUAUUAUUAUUAAAAGUACUAUAAUUCAAUAGGAAUAGAGAUUCGAAUCUAAUAUGAGAUGAGCAUGAGACUUCUUCUUAUUCGAAUCUAAUAUGAGAUGAGCAUGAGACUUCUUCUUAUUCGAAUCUAAUAUGAGAUGAGCAUGAGACUUCUUCAUCUCGCAGCAUUAAAUUGCCCUUUAGAGAUCGACAGUUAGUUCUCAAUUGCCUACACGAUAUCUCAUUGUGUUCUUGUUGACAGAUAUCAUACCGUUUAAUUUUACCGAAGAAACGAGAACAAGAGAGAGGAACAUGAAUAUGAAUGGUCAAUGUAUUGACACUUUGGUAUUAUAAUAAUACCAAUUGGUUCCCUUUAUAA
Cucurbita pepo subsp. pepo (vegetable marrow) is the source of this 3305-nucleotide messenger RNA. RefSeq names its product F-box/RNI-like superfamily protein. Gene Ontology annotation, molecular function: protein binding. The record is from RefSeq and is a predicted model, not a curated record. Lineage: Eukaryota; Viridiplantae; Streptophyta; Magnoliopsida; Cucurbitales; Cucurbitaceae.